This is a messenger RNA of Talaromyces marneffei, 258 nucleotides long. RefSeq lists its product as uncharacterized. The record is from RefSeq and is a predicted model, not a curated record. Bases 1 to 258 code for a protein of 85 amino acids. The transcript is spliced from 3 exons. Lineage: Eukaryota; Fungi; Ascomycota; Eurotiomycetes; Eurotiales; Trichocomaceae.
AUGCAGUUACUUGCCCUCGUCGCACUUCUUCCUAUGGCCUUUGUUGCCGCUGCUCCCACUUCUGUUGAGGAACGUCAGGUGGCUUCAGGAUGCUAUCCUUUCGAGGAUCCAGAUUGUGGCAUUGACUAUGCUGUAUGCCAAUGCGCAAACGGCUGGUUUUAUGAAUUCGACAUAGACGCGAGCAAUGGCAACUACUGCAACCCGCCAUGGGGCUUUCUUGCGACAAGUGAAGCGCAACUGGGAGGCUACUCUUGCUAA